Messenger RNA from Sesamum indicum (sesame), 1731 nucleotides. Its product is annotated as zinc finger protein WIP3. Gene Ontology annotation, molecular function: DNA-binding transcription factor activity. The record is from RefSeq and is a predicted model, not a curated record. Gene Ontology annotation, biological process: anatomical structure development; regulation of gene expression. Lineage: Eukaryota; Viridiplantae; Streptophyta; Magnoliopsida; Lamiales; Pedaliaceae. Gene Ontology annotation, cellular component: nucleus.
CACAAAGUCCAACUGUAAUAAUCCCAUCUUAGGACAGAAUUGAAAACCAAACAUUCUCAGACUAACAUAUAUAUAUAUAUAUGUAUGUAUAUAAAUCCCUGCUUUAAUGCUCGAAAUCUCACUGAAUACAAAGCUUGUUCCCAAGAAGUAGUAGUAAUUCCGUCGUCCCCAUGAGUUUCUUGAAAUUUCCUGUCUUCUACCAACAGCAACAGAACAAAGGCGACGGAUACUUUUACGAGACGGUUCAGUGCUUGCCGCUGCUCAGCAGGUUAACAGAUCAUGAAAAGCAAGUCAAGGAAGAAGACGACGAUGUCGACGUUGAUGACGAGAAUGUGACGGUGGCUCUGCACAUAGGGUUGCCGGAUGUGGGAGUAGAGGUGGAGAGUAGUGAUGAUCAUGUUCAUCAGCAAAAGGGCUACGGUUUUAAGGAAGAGAAUGAGUAUCAUGUGAAGAAGAGCUGCAAGAGUGGGUGUAGUGAGAGGAGGUUCUGGAUCCCCACACCAGCACAGAUUCUUGUCGGGCCUAUGCAGUUUUCUUGCAACAUAUGCAGCAAGACCUUCAAUAGGUACAACAACAUGCAGAUGCACAUGUGGGGGCACGGCUCGGAGUUCAGAAAAGGCCCAGAAUCACUGCGUGGAACGCAGCCAGCAGCAAUGCUGCGCCUCCCUUGCUACUGCUGCGCCCAGGGCUGCAAGAACAACAUCAACCACCCCCGCGCCAAGCCUCUCAAGGACUUCCGCACUCUUCAGACCCACUACAAGCGCAAGCACGGCGCCAAGCCCUUUGUCUGCCGUAAAUCCUGCGGCAAAUCCUUCGCCGUCAAGGGAGACUGGCGCACUCACGAGAAGAACUGCGGCAAGCUCUGGUACUGCACCUGCGGCUCCGAUUUCAAGCACAAGAGGUCGCUCAAGGAUCACAUUAGGUCAUUUGGGAAGGGCCAUUCGCCCCAUCCUUCUCUUGAGGGAUUUGAGGAUGAUAAAGAAUGCGUCACGGAUGAGAGCUAGCUACUUCAUGUCGUCUCGCGUAUAAAUUAGGAAUAAUUACACUGACACCCCUUAAAGUUUCGACUAUGCAAAAGAUAUAAUUAAUUUUGAAAAUUUACAUUGUAUCAUCUGCAGUCGUGUUUUACAUUACAAAUUUUUCGUGAAGCCUAGAUGGCUGAAGGGGAGAAUUUGUAUUGUAAAAAUAUGACUGGAGGGAUCACAAGUGUAAUUUUACAAAAUUGAGGUGUUUUUUUUUCCGAAAUGUCUAAACUUGAAGGGGUGUUUAUGUAAUUAUUUCUGUAACUUAAUAUGUCUAUUUUCAUGUUUUCUUUUCUUUCUUUUUCCCGUAUCAUAAUCGUUUCACUGAAAACAUAUGUGAUACGUGCGUGGACUCGCCCAACAAGUGCUCAGUAACAAAAAAUUCUCUCGCCCUGGGAUUGGUUUGAUUGCAGGAGGCGUGUAUGGGGAACGGUUUGCUGCGGAGCACUAGCUAGGUGGUGAGUGAAUGAUUUUAUUUCAGCACAUGGUUUGAACUAUGCUAUAUAUGUUGAAUUAGAAUAAUGAGAUUAUGUAGAACUUGUGAAGCUGAUGAAUUUUCUUCUGUGUUUUUUGGGUGUGUGAUCAUCAAAGUGUGGAAAGUCUUAACAAUGGAAGAAAAUUUGUCAGCUUCAAAUUAUAUCUUGUAAUGAACUUUAAGUAUGUACUGCACUUUGUUUCUAGUUUAUGUAUUAUUAUGAAUUUGGGAGUC